AAGCUGUGGAGUCUUUAUGUUUUCUGCUGGAAAGCCGUGAGAACGUCACAUUUCUGAGAGUCAGUGUGCGUGUUAUCACGAUGGAUGCUGAACUGGAGUUUGCCAUUCAGCCCAGCACAACGGGGAAGCAACUCUUUGACCAGGUGGUAAAGACCAUUGGACUAAGAGAGGUUUGGUACUUUGGACUCCAGUACCAGGAUACAAAGGGUUUCUCUACCUGGCUGAAGCUCAAUAAGAAGGUGACAGCCCAGGAUGUGAGGAAGGAAAACCCGCUCUUUUUCAAGUUCCGUGCCAAGUUCUUCCCUGAGGACGUAACGGAGGAGCUGAUCCAGGAUGCCACACAGCGGCUCUUCUUCCUGCAGGUGAAGGAGGCGAUCCUAAACGACGACAUCUACUGCCCCCCGGAGACGGCGGUGCUCCUGGCCUCCUACGCCGUGCAGGCCAAGUUCGGCGACUACAACAAGGAGGUGCACACGUCGGGCUACCUGAGCAGUGAAAACCUGCUCCCUCAGAGAGUACUGGAUCAGCACAAACUCAACAAAGAGCAGUGGGAGGAGAGGAUUCAAGUGUGGCAUGAAGAACACAAGGGCAUGAUGAGGGAGGAAUCCAUGAUGGAGUACCUGAAGAUCGCCCAGGACCUGGAGAUGUAUGGAGUCAACUACUUCAACAUCAAGAACAAGAAAGGAACUGAGCUGUUCCUGGGAGUGGAUGCUCUGGGUCUCAACAUUUAUGAACAGAAUGACAAAAUGACGCCCAAAAUUGGAUUUCCUUGGAGUGAAAUUAGGAACAUUUCCUUCAACGACAAGAAGUUUGUCAUCAAACCGAUUGACAAGAAAGCACCAGACUUUGUAUUCUACGCUCCGAGGCUGCGCAUCAACAAACGCAUCCUGGCUCUGUGCAUGGGCAACCAUGAGCUGUACAUGCGCCGCCGCAAACCCGACACCAUCGAGGUGCAGCAAAUGAAGGCGCAGGCUCGGGAGGAGAAGAACCACAAAAAGAUGGAGAGGGCUCUGUUGGAGAACGAAAAGAGGAAAAGAGAGGUUGCAGAAAAAGAGAAGGAAAAGAUUGAGAAAGAGAAGGAGGAGCUGAUGGAGAAACUGAAGCAGAUUGAAGAUCAGACCAAAAAAGCCCAACAAGAGCUGGAGGAGCAGACUCAGAGGGCUCUGGAGCUGGAGCAGGAGAGGAAGCGUUCUCAGGAGGAUGCCGAACGUCUGGAAUCUGAGCUGAAGGGAGCCGAGGAAGCCAAGAUGGCACUGCUGCAGCAGUCGGAGAACCAGAUGAAGAACCAAGAGCACCUGGCCACAGAGUUGGCUGACCUGACUUCAAAGAUCUCUCUCCUGGAGGAUGCUAAGAAGAAGAAAGAAGAAGAAGCAAAUGAGUGGCAGCAGAAGGCCACCACAGUGCAGGAGGACCUGGAGAAGACCAAAGAAGAGCUUAAGAACAAAGUGAUGGCGGCCCAUGUCCAGGAGCCACUCAACGCCGAGAAUGAGCAUGACGAGAAUGACGAGAGCAGCGCCGAGGCUAGCGCCGAGUUCACGUCUGCGGCUACGUACAAGGACCGCAGCGAAGAGGAGCGAAUGACCGAAGCCGAGAAGAACGAGCGUCUGCAGAAACAUCUACUUGCUCUGAGCUCAGAGCUGGCCAACGCCCGAGACGACACCAAGAAGACGGUGAACGACAUGAUCCACGCGGAGAACAUGAAAGCCGGACGCGACAAGUACAAGACCCUCAGACAGAUCCGGUCGGGCAACACCAAACAGCGCAUCGACGAGUUUGAAUGCAUGUGAUGCGCUCGAUCGGCAACGCAAAACGGGCCCCGCCGCCAGGCCGGGGCCCUGCUGCUUGGACUGCAGUCCUGCCUCACUCAAGCUGUUUUUUUUUUGUUUUGUUUUGUUUUGUUUUUUUUCCGUACGCAAACAAAAUCAGAUCAACGUGACGUAGCUGCAAAAAGCACAGCACAUUGUACAAAUAUGGAUGUGGAAAGUUCCAACUGUUUUUAUUUCUAAAUUAGAAUUUUUGGCAAGUCACUGGUUGUAAAGGGACAUACUGUAUUUUGGUAGUACAUUCCUGAUAGGGGGAGGGGCUAUGUAGCAUAUUAGCAAAGGCCUUAUGCCUCUAUUAUGACUUAUUGAGCAAAGAUCUUUUAGUUUCUUUAUAUAUUUUCUGUCACUAUUUUAAAGUGAAGGCAUAAAUUUGGCACUGCUUGGAAUCUGAUUUGCAGGCAUAUUUUUGCUAUCAUCAUGCAAUAGUUCUUCAUAUCAGGCUGGAUUAUCGUUUUGAUUUGACAUGAGGCUUCUCCUCCUCGUUCAGCACACAUGCAGUAUGCAUCUUUGUCUACGAGGAGCGUAAUAAAGCAGUAUUAUUUUUUAUUACCAUUUGUUUUUUUUUUGUUUUUUUUUCCAGAUUUAAUUGAUUUCUCAUUUGUCUGCAUUCAAAAUCUGCCAACUAUUUCAAAAUUGAUCAUCAGUAUUUACGACCCAAUCCACAAUAAUGUGAUAUUAAAGAUUUAAAUACCAUUUCAAACAUUUGGUCUGUUUUUGUCUUUUUUUUUGUCUUUUUUUUUUUUUUUGAAUCUGUGCAGACAAAUUAUGAUUGGUCAACAUAAAAAAUCCUUUGCAGACUUUCAAGGUCGCAUAUAAACCCAAAAAGGGUCAAAUAUUUACUGACUUUAAUUCACUUUCUCCUCAUUUUUCUAAAAGGCCAUAAAGUCUUCCUCUUCAUUGCCGUUACCUACAUCUGAAGCGUACUGUGCGUUUAUAAAGUUGUAGUUAAUUUCUAAUGAGGAUAUUUGAUUGUUAAACUGCGUAAAUAUGAGACGGUAAAAGAAUUUCACUGAAGUUACGUUUCGGUCUUUUCUUCUCUCUAGAUUAUAACUGCUCAGCUCCUUAAUUGCGACUAUUUAUUUCACCUAAAUGCAAUAAAUAGAUAUGCACUGGAAAAAAAAAAUUUCACUUUAAAAUUUGAAACAUAAAAGAGGGGCACCUUUUCUUCUUUUGCAUGCGGAUUUUGAUAUACUGUAUGUUUUUAACUGCUAUUUUGUAUGUCGUAGUUGGAAUUAUUUGGGUGUGAUGUGUCUGACACUUUAGGACGUCUUAGAUGUUUUUGUACAAGACAAACUAAACAAAAAAAAAAGAGCAAACCUUGUCAAUAGUAUCACUUUGAAAGGAACAACAUUUAUACGCCAUUUAUUUCUUGUUAAAAGAAAUAAAUAAAAAACUGACAAUAAAGCGUGCUGUACCUCUAGCUUGAUGAUUGUGCCAUAAACAGAUACUUGAACCAAGCCCCAAAAAAUAUGCAUAAAAACAGACUUUUUUUCUUCUGAUGCCAUUUGAUGAAGUUUGAUUUUAUUUCGUGUAUGAUAUAGAUAUAUAUUUUUUUGUAGCAAUUAAGGACCUUUUUUGGAAAAUUUAUUUACCCUUUAAUGCAGAAUGUAUUUUCGUCAUGAAAAUUUCAGAACACUUUAUUUUCAUAAUGCCUUUUACAAAAUAAUUUUUUUUUUCUAAAGCAUUUCAUAAACAGUCUGAACUAUUUCCAACAAAUCAUGCCUUAAACCUUCAAAUAAAUUAGAAAAGUCAUGCAAAUGUUGUGGACUCCUUCGUGUUGAUGCAGCAGUCUCAUACCUUCGGUCCAAGGACUCGAAGCAUAAUUGCAACAAACUGUUUUUUGAGUGUGUUUGGUCUUUAGAAAGAAACAACGGAAACGUGAACAACUGUAAACAUGACGCAGUGUUUUGCCCUGUUUUUACUAUUCAGCAACAACUAAUAAAAGUUUGGUAAAAA
Poecilia reticulata (guppy) is the source of this 3779-nucleotide messenger RNA. RefSeq names its product moesin a (gene msna). Gene Ontology annotation, cellular component: cytoskeleton. NCBI's taxonomy places the organism in Eukaryota, Metazoa, Chordata, Actinopteri, Cyprinodontiformes, Poeciliidae. Gene Ontology annotation, molecular function: actin binding. The record is from RefSeq and is a predicted model, not a curated record.